Messenger RNA from Alternaria alternata, 1364 nucleotides. Its product is annotated as NAD(P)-binding protein. NCBI's taxonomy places the organism in Eukaryota, Fungi, Ascomycota, Dothideomycetes, Pleosporales, Pleosporaceae. The record is from RefSeq and is a predicted model, not a curated record. The transcript has a single exon. The coding region runs from base 281 to 1276 and encodes 331 amino acids. Gene Ontology annotation, molecular function: nucleotide binding.
CCUGCAAUACAAUACCGAUUGAUCUGGAAAAAUCACGCUCUCUAUCGUUGACCCAUUGCCUACAGAAACACGAGAGACUAGUGUCUAGUCUUGCCUACUACUGCCGGUUUGGGAAGUCCGAACAGUCGGCCAAUGACAUCACACUAAGACCUGGAGCUUGAAGCUUCCUAGUGGGGUUGAACGCGACUGCCCCUCGACGCGAACGACAUAUAUAUCAGGCGUCUCGUCUUCUCCAUUCGCACUCAAUCACUUUAACCACCGGAACAAUAACACUGCCAAUAUGAUUAACCUCGCGAUCAUCGGAACCAACUGGAUCACCCAUUCUUUUGUUGAAGCCGCACACGCGACUGGGAAAUACAACCUGUCCGCAGUCUACUCACGAAAGGAAGAGACUGCCAAAGAGUUUGCAUCCAAGUACGAGGGCAAGCAAAUCACCACAUACACCGACCUCAAUGCCCUAGCACAAGACAAGAUUGACACAAUCUAUAUCGCCAGCCCGAACAUCCUACACUACGAGCAAGCCAAACUGUUUCUCAAUGCAGGCAAGAAUGUCAUCUUGGAGAAGCCCUCAUGCAGCACAGUCGAGGAGUUGGAUGAUCUGUUCAAGCUAGCCAAACAGAAGAAGGUCGUUCUUGUCGAGGCGUUCCGCCACAUCCAAGAAGCAAAUUUCAAACUCCUCAAGGAAAAGAUCUCCGACCUUGGUCCCCUGUAUGGCGCCUCUAUCACCUUCGCCCAGUACUCUUCACGCUACGAGAAGGUCCUGCAAGGCGAAGUACCAAACAUCUUCAACCUCGAGAUGGGCGGUGGCGCUCUUGCCGACUUGGGGGUAUACUGUGUGGCUGCAGCCGUCGAUCUCUUUGGCGCACCCACCUCUUCGCAGUACUACCCUGUCAAGAUCGCAACGGGAGCUGACGGUGCCGGUCGCUUGAUUCUCCACUACCCCAACUUUACUGUACACCUCUGCCAUUCCAAGAUCUACAACUCUGAUGCACCAUCUGAGAUCUAUGGCGAGAAGGGCACCUUGAUUGUACCAACCAUCACCGACAUCGACAAGAUCACUUUCUGGGAUCCUAAGAAGAAGUCACGGGAAGAAGUACAAGGAGUCAAGACGCCUGAGAAGCUGAACUUGAUUGAAGAGGCAAGAGAGUUUGCGAGAUGCAUUGAAGAUAAGGACGAGGCUGCGCUAGGGAGACUGGAGCAGCAUAGCAGGGAUACUUUGGCGAUCAUGCAGAAGGUCAGGCACGACAAUGGCCUUGUCUUCCCAGGAGGAAAGUAAAAGCCUGGUUUUGUAGUCGAUAAUAACAACAUCCUCGGAUGAAGAUUGUUUCAAGUCACUUUAUCGUAGGCUGCAUGCUUCCGUCGGU